This is a messenger RNA of Eublepharis macularius, 487 nucleotides long. RefSeq names its product putative SCAN domain-containing protein SCAND2P. The record is from RefSeq and is a predicted model, not a curated record. Lineage: Eukaryota; Metazoa; Chordata; Lepidosauria; Squamata; Eublepharidae. Bases 161 to 481 code for a protein of 106 amino acids. The transcript is spliced from 4 exons.
CCUGAUCUAGGACAAUCAUUUCCGGCUCCAGUGUCCCACGUGAGUGUUGCAUCGGCAGCGCCUGAGGCCUCUUUGCAAAAUCGGAGGGCACAGAUCCGGUACUUGCCUUUACAGAAGAAUCUGGCAGAGGAGGAAGGCGAUUCACUGGUUUUUGUGGAGGAUGUUCAGAGAGGAAGGGAGGAUGAGGGGAGAGCCAGAAUCAGUUGGUCGAGAAGCAAGAAAAGACUCUGAUGGCACCAAGGCUGGAAGCAAAAGGGAACUGUGGGAAGGCACCAUGCAGAACAGCCUGGAAACAGAUUUUCCCCCUUCGGAUAUGCAGUGCCAGCAAUUCAGGCACUUCCGCUAUGAGGAAGUAGAAGGGCCCCGAGAGGCUUGCAGCCGACUGCACCAUCUUUGCCGCCAGUGGUUGAAGCCAGAAAGGUGCUGGAAAACAUCACGCAGGAGCUUUACCAGGGAGCAGCUUUUCCGGGCGAGUCCUUGAAACCGG